AGAGGGAAUUUGUAUCCAGGAGACUCUUCUUGGCAAACUGCUACCAGCCAACACAAAGCUUCUCUUACGAACGUAUAACUAUAUUUAGAGAGAUCAUGUUUGCUCAUUGGGGACUGUCAGUAGCACCAAUCCCCUUUGAAAAGAAUGGAGGAAGGAGAACAGCUACAUUUAAAGCACUCCCUACCCCCAGGUCACUCCAAGAAGAGCCUUACUCUUGACGCUUAUCUCUGACAGGAUCUGUACAACAGUCUGAUUGAAGAACACCCUCACUAGCUUUGCAUUUUUAAGAUAAGCUGACCAGUGUCUACAAUUUGAAUAGUUGGCGAUUGUACACACAAGAGGAGUAGGCAAUUUCUGCACGUUGUUCCAUCUUAUAAAAUCCCGUUAUCUACACUUCAGGAAGAAUACUGUAUAAAAGGAAUAUACAGGAGGAAUACUGUAUAAAAUCCUCUGAUUGAACAGAACUGUUUUCAACAUCUUUGAAAGAAAAAGCACAAGAGUCAUGCUCAUUUGAAAGGGUACAUUUGUACUGAAGGACAGCAGGCUAUACAAAAUGUGUGCCAACUGUUAAAGUUUGAUAAUUUUUAUUUCCCUAAAACAUGAUCCAGCCUUUUUUGAAGAAAUGGUACCCAUUAUACUGUGUUCUGAAGGUUCCAUGUGCUGGGUUCAAAUGUGCAACAAGAGGAGACCUGAUCCUACAGUCUGUUUCCCAAGAUGUUUACCAGAAUUUAGCUUUAGAAGACUGGAUCCAUGAUAACGUGGAUUUAGAGAACAGACGAGUUCUUUUCCUGUGGAGAAAUUCUUCUACUGUAGUGAUUGGCAGACAUCAGAAUCCCUGGCAGGAAUGUAAUCUUAAAGUUAUGAGGCAGAAGGGCAUCAAACUAGCUCGAAGAAGAAGCGGAGGAGGAACAGUUUACCAUGACCCAGGCAACAUCAAUCUGACUUUCUUUACAAAUAGGAAAAAAUAUGAAAGAAUAGAAAAUUUAAAGCUAGUUGUUAGAGCUUUAAGAGCCCUGCGACCCCAAUUAAACGUGCAGGCUACUGAGAGAUACGAUCUCUUAUUAAAUGGAACUUUUAAAAUAUCAGGAACUGCUGCAAAGCUAGGAAGGACUGCUGCUUACCACCACUGCACCUUGCUAUGUAGUGCUGAUCAAUCUGUUUUGUCAUCUGUGCUAAAGAGUCCUUAUACUGGGAUAAAAAGCAAUGCCACUCCAAGUGUGCCUGCCAUAGUGAAAAACCUCUUUGAAGAAGAGCCCACUCUAACUUGUGAGAUGCUCAUGAAUGCUAUUGCUGAAGAAUACGCUUUACAGCAUGGAAUUGACAAGCAUGCCAUUCUAAUAAAUCCAGCUGAUGAAAAAGAAUUCCCUGGAAUUAAUAAUAAAGCCAGAGAACUACAAGCCUGGGAUUGGCUAUAUGGCAAAACACCUAAGUUCAGUAUUAGCACAUCCUUUAAUGUAGCACAUGGACAAUCUCCUCUUGAAAUUAAAAUAAACAUGGAUAUAAAGAAUGGCAAAAUUGAAACAUGCAACAUUGAUGUACCUCAGUUCUGGUUGCCACCAAUCAUGUGCAAUGAACUAAAGAGCAAUCUUAUUGGCAGCAAAUUCUGUCCAGGUGAAACCACUGCAGUGGCAACUGCUUUGCUGAGAACAUGUACAGAUUACAGUGUACACAGAAAAUGGAAACUCUUAUGUAAUGAAAUAAUAACACUAAUGUGACAUCCUGACAAACUUUCAUUCGUGACC
Molecule: messenger RNA, 1742 nt
Organism: Elgaria multicarinata webbii
Lineage: Eukaryota; Metazoa; Chordata; Lepidosauria; Squamata; Anguidae
Gene: LIPT1
Product: lipoyltransferase 1
Exons: 3
Coding region: 600-1715 (371 amino acids)
Biological process (GO): protein lipoylation
Cellular component (GO): mitochondrion; cytoplasm
Molecular function (GO): lipoyltransferase activity
Source: RefSeq, a predicted model, not a curated record